AUGACCACAGAAUCAUCCCAGGAGAGCACCACCACCACCACCACCACCACCACUCACACUGAAGACGCCCUCGAAUCCCGUCGUCGUGCCCUCGCCCGCAUCGACAACGCCCCCCUGGGCUGGCGCCAUGCCCGUGCAAUCCUCGUCGCCGGCGUCGGCUUCUUCACGGACUCCUACGACAUCUUCGCCAUAAACCUCUGCUCCAGCAUGCUGGGGGUUGUCUUCUGGGAGAACUCCGGGUCGUCACGGCCCGGGAAGGUCCCUUAUUCCGCUGACACGGCGAUCAAGGUCUCGACCUCUGCGGGGACAGUGCUGGGCCAGCUGCUGUUCGGGUGGCUGGCGGACCGGGUGGGGAGGAAGAGGAUGUACGGGAUUGAGCUGAUGAUUAUUAUCGUGGCGACGCUGGGCCAGGCACUUGCGGCGGAGUCGAGGGCCGUUUCGAUCACGGGGCAGUUGGCCUUUUGGAGGGUGGUUAUGGGGGUGGGGAUUGGGGGGGAUUAUCCGUUGAGUUCGGUGAUUACGUCGGAGUUCGCUACAACCAAGCGACGAGGCGCUAUGAUGGCGGCAGUCUUUGCCAUGCAGGGGUUCGGCCAUACCUGCACUGGCGUGUGCCAGCUCGCGGUUGACAAGAUGUGGAGGGUUGUCAUUGGCUUCGGGGCUGUGCCGGCGUGUGUCGCUUUGUAUUAUCGGUUGACGAUUCCUGAGACUCCGCGGUAUACAUUCGAUGUUGCCCGGGAUAUCCUCCAGGGAGACGCGGAUGCCCUGGCGUUCCUGGAAGGAGGCAGUGAAGGGCAUCCCGAUGCAAUCAAACGCGCAGCGGUUCUGCAGAGUGUCACUGUCAGGGAGGGGCUGCCAGAGGCAAGUUGGCUAGAUUUCUGGAGCUGGUAUUCGAAGUGGAAGCAUGCAAAAGUUUUGCUGGGCACCGCUGCGUCGUGGUUCUUUUUGGAUGUUGCAUUCUAUGGCCUCGGGCUUAACAAUUCGAUCAUCCUCAGUGCCAUUGGCUGGAGCGGAGGAAGCACAGUCUAUGAGUAUUUCUAUCGCAAUGCCGUGGGCAACCUCAUCUUGAUCUGCGCUGGCGCGAUCCCUGGGUACUGGACGACAGUCGGGCUGGUCGACAUCCUAGGUCGGAAACCCAUUCAAAUCGGCGGGUUUAUCAUUCUCACCAUCACUUUUCUUAUCAUCGGGUUCGCCUAUCAUGCCCUGGAAAACUCCGACAAUGGGUUGCUAGCCCUCUAUGUGGUUUCGCAGUUCUUCUUCAACUUCGGACCUAAUGCCACCACGUUUAUCGUUCCCGGAGAAUGCUUUCCCACUCGGUAUCGGUCGACCUCUCAUGGCAUCAGCGCUGCAUCGGGGAAGAUCGGUGCUAUCAUCGCCCAGUGUGUGUUUGGGCCUCUGGCGCACCGGGGGGCGAGCGGAGGGUUAAACUCACAGGAUACGCCUUGGUUGAACCACGUCAUGCAGAUAUUUGCGCUGUUUAUGCUCUGUGGCGUUUUUACCUCGCUGUUGAUCCCAGAGACGAAGGGCAAGACGCUGGAAGUUUUGGCUGGCGAGGAUCUGGUGAGUGCUGCGUCUGAUUCCAGUCUGUCCACUCCGCGAGAUGAAGGGAGACAAAAUAAGAGCAGUGAGUCCGAGACCUGA
Aspergillus ochraceoroseus IBT 24754 is the source of this 1638-nucleotide messenger RNA. RefSeq lists its product as uncharacterized. NCBI's taxonomy places the organism in Eukaryota, Fungi, Ascomycota, Eurotiomycetes, Eurotiales, Aspergillaceae. The coding region runs from base 1 to 1638 and encodes 545 amino acids. Gene Ontology annotation, molecular function: transmembrane transporter activity. Gene Ontology annotation, cellular component: membrane. Gene Ontology annotation, biological process: transmembrane transport. The record is from RefSeq and is a predicted model, not a curated record. The transcript has 4 exons.